This is a messenger RNA of Leptopilina heterotoma, 2496 nucleotides long. RefSeq names its product tetratricopeptide repeat protein 30A (gene Ttc30). The transcript is spliced from 10 exons. Gene Ontology annotation, molecular function: protein binding; intraciliary transport particle B binding. Gene Ontology annotation, cellular component: intraciliary transport particle B; axonemal microtubule. Gene Ontology annotation, biological process: intraciliary transport. Bases 460 to 2433 code for a protein of 657 amino acids. NCBI's taxonomy places the organism in Eukaryota, Metazoa, Arthropoda, Insecta, Hymenoptera, Figitidae. The record is from RefSeq and is a predicted model, not a curated record.
GUAUUGAGCAUUCGAUGUUUUGAAAUUCGAUGUAAUGGAUAUUCGAUCGAUUUGAUUUUUGGGAGAUUUCAUACGACCGCAAUUUGCCUACUGUUGAUAAUUAUUUUCCAGAAACUAACAUUUGAUGUUGAUCCAAGAAAGAAACAGUUUCAAAAAAAUGGUGUGAGAAAUUAUUGACAGUGACAUCUAUUUUAGUUUCGAGAAAUAAAAAUUAUUCGUUAAAAAAUGUGAUGAUUUGUUUGUUAACGGAAAUAAAUUUUGCACAGUUUCUUUUAAUUAUCGUCAAUAAAUAAUAAUACUGACAAGUUAAAUUAUAAUUGUCAACAAAGAAGAAUAUGUUGAAUUGCCAAAAACUUGAAUGUUUGUUUGUGUCGCUAUGGCAACGGACAAAGUGUUCUGUCAAAACAACACGUGAUUGUGGCUGAAUUGUCAGAAUCAGUCAGAAUCCCCUGAAGAAAAAUGAAUAAUUUUAUACAAAAUAUACAAAUAAAGGAUGGAGAGUAUACGAAAAUUAUUUACAACAUGAUAAAGGAGCAACGUUAUAGUGAAACAAUACACGUUUUGACAAAUUUACUCGAGUCCUAUCCUGAAUCACGACCGUGUCUUUCACUUCUCGGCUACUGUUACUUUUACACUCAGGAUUUUUUAACAGCAGCCAGCUGCUAUGAGAAAUUGGUACAAUUUUGUCCAGAGGAAGCUUUGUACAAACUUUAUUACGCUCAAUCGUUACAUCAAGCUUGUAUGUAUCCAGAGGCAUGGACAGUUUGCGCUGGUCUCGGGAAUAAUAGUAAUUUAGAAAAUAAAGUCAAAAAACUUCAAGCCGCGAUAAAAUAUGGACAGGAAGAUACGGUUGCUGCCAAGAAUCUCGUCGAUCAAUGUCCUACCGAUGAUAUAGACACGGAAAUUAAUUUGGGAUGUUUACUCUACAAGGAAGAAAAAUACGAACAGGCGUUAAAAAAAUUUUCCUCCGCUCUUCAAAUUGUUGGAUUUAAACCUCAUUUGUCGUACAAUGUUGCCUUGUGUUUUUUUAAAUUAAAAGAAUACGCAGCUUCACUUAAACAUAUAGCGGACAUCAUCGAGCAGGGAAUACGGGAACAUCCUGAACUUAGUGUUGGUAUGACGACUGAAGGAAUUGAAGUUCGUAGCGUGGGGAAUACUUUAACACUACACGAAACAGCCCUAACCGAGGCCUUCAAUCUAAAAGCCGCUAUUGAAUUUCAAUUAAAGAAUUAUGAAGCAGCAAAGGAAGCAUUGACGGACAUGCCACCGAGAUCGGAGGAGGAAUUGGACGCUGUAACAUUACACAAUCAGGCUCUAAUUAAUAUGGACACAAAACCAGGCGAAGGUUUUGAGAAACUUCAAUUUUUAUUGCAACAAAAUCCAUUUCCUCCGGAGACUUUUGCAAAUCUAUUGUUGCUUUACUGUAAAUAUCAGUUCUAUGAUUUGGCCGCUGAUGUUCUAGCCGAAAAUGUUCAUUUGACUUACAAAUAUUUGACGUCCUAUUUAUACGACUUUUUGGACGCACUGAUAACGCAGCAAACAUCUCCUGAGGAAGCGUAUCGAAAAUUCGACGACCUGGCCAAUAAGCAUACGGAAGUUUUGAGAAAAUCUACGAAGCAAGUACAGGAGGCAAGAUUAAAUCACGAUGACAAUGCUGUCAAGAAGGCUGUCAAUGAUUACGAAGAGGCUCUUGAGCGUUACAUACCGGUUUUAAUGGCCCAGGCGAAAAUUUACUGGGAAUUGGGAAAUUACAUUCAGGUUGAGAAAAUCUUUCGAAAAAGCGUUGAAUUCUGUAAUGAACACGAUAUUUGGAAAUUGAACGUUGCUCACACAUUGUUUAUGCAGGAGAAUAAAUUUAAAGAAGCAACUGGAUUUUAUGAACCUAUUGUUAAAAAAAAAUACGAUAAUAUCCUAGAUGUCAGUGCAAUUGUCCUUGCAAAUUUGUGCGUGAGUUACAUUAUGACAACACAAAACACAGAAGCGGAGGAAUUGAUGAAAAAAAUUGAAAAAGAAGAAGAAACGAUAGCAUUUGAAGAGCAGGAUAAGAAACUCUUUCACUUGUGUAUUGUCAAUUUGGUAAUUGGCACUUUGUACUGUUCGAAGGGAAAUUAUGAAUUUGGAGUGUCACGAGUGAUGAAGAGUCUCGAACCAUACAGUAAAAAAUUGGGCACCGAUACGUGGUUUUAUGCCAAAAGAUGUUUUCUCUCUCUUUUGGAGCAAUUAGCAAAGCAACUCGUUGUACUCAAAGAUUCCACGCUACAAGAAUGUAUACAAUUUCUCGAACAUUGUGAAGUUUAUGGAAAAGACGUGCAGAGUGUUGUCGAACAACCUUUUGAUAUUCAGGAUAUUAAUACAGUUCCCCAGGGGAAAAAUACAGUCACCUACGAAGCCAGAUAUUUAAAAGCAUUAUUUUUAAAAUUACAAAUGUCUUAAUUUAUUAUUAUUGAAUUGUUAUUUUUCAAUUCGCAGAAUAUAUUAACGUUAAUUUUAAAUUUG